This is a messenger RNA of Truncatella angustata, 1388 nucleotides long. RefSeq lists its product as uncharacterized. The record is from RefSeq and is a predicted model, not a curated record. The coding region runs from base 92 to 1219 and encodes 375 amino acids. The transcript has 4 exons. Lineage: Eukaryota; Fungi; Ascomycota; Sordariomycetes; Amphisphaeriales; Sporocadaceae.
CACAUCCUUGAAUGCUGGCUCUUGGUUCUCCAAACCGUAUGGGAUACUCAACAUUAAAAUCGCGAAAUCAAUUGCAGGACGAGUGGUGAACAUGAGCAGUCUUAUGGAGGAACCCGCACUGGAUCCGCCACCUGGAGUGACACCCAACUUUAUUGACACGGGUGGCGAUCACGCAGUUGGAUAUGGCAUCAUCAUUGCGAGUUCUCUCAUCUCAACUCUCGCAGUGGUAGCACGUUUGGUUAGCAGUGCCAUCGCGAAGAAAUUUGUGAUCGAGGAUUUCUUGAUGGUCGCAGCAUUGGGUGUCUUCGCGGGAAAUCAAUACAUCACAUACGACCUCACAAUCUAUCCGGGAAUGUGGACGCAUCAAUGGAACAUCCAGAAUGGGUUUCUGCCACAUUUUUUAUAUAACAUUCACCUCGGCGCGGUAUUCUACGGCCCAUGCGCAAUGUGUAUAAAAGUUGCUAUCCUCGUCAAUUGGCUUCGCGUCUUCGUCCCGAGAGAUCAAAGGAAUCAUAUUUGGUGGAUACUCCAAAUUUUGAUCUGGACCAACGUGGUCUUCUAUAUCAUUACGACAUUGACCGAGAUCUUUCGUUGCUGGCCGCGCCAAGCGAUUUGGGAUCCUUGGUUUGAACCGGUUCAUUGCCCAGUUGACGUUGAGGCCCAAAACAUUGCCACGAGCGUUCUCAACUUCAUAUCCGACACCACUAUCCUGGCUAUGCCGCAGUGGAUCAUCUGGAAACUCCAGCUGUCAGCAAGCAGGAAAUGGGGCUUGUCGCUACUCUUCGUCAUUGGAGUCGGUGCUUGGGUUUUCGGUGUGGUUCGUACAGUAUAUUUCGUCAAGUUGUUGUCAUCCGAGGAUGUAACUUAUCAAAUGUCUGGCGUCGCCAUUUGGACCAUAUGGGAAAUAACCACUGGAUUCCUCAUCAUGGGUAUUCCUGCUAUCCCUAGGGUUGUCAAGACUAUACCCAAGUCGGAUUCAAUCGUUUCGUUCUUCCGCUCGUUGACAUCGCGUGGGAGUCAACCAAGUGGUGAAUCGCCCGCAGCUCCCCCACGACAAUUCUACAAGCCGACAUCCCGACGUCGCGGUCUUUGGGAAAUCACUGACCUCGAUACCCAUGACUUGGUUUCGAUGAGCAGCGUUGAUGGCGCCAACAAUGAUGUUACUCAUCUACGUGUAGAAUUGGCCGGUGAUCAACCUAGCAAACAGCAGACUGUUUGAGCAACUUAGUCUGUUGCAAGGGCCAAGCAAAAGUUGGUGAAUUAUCAUGCCCAAGCUCAAUCACGCUAUGAAACGUUGUAGGGUUUGUUUCUGUGUCAAUCAAACCAACGCAUUUGCACGUUCUAUCGGUCCACUUGGGAUAUGGAACAGCUAAAAAGUGAUGGUGAAG